ACCAUGAAUCGUAUGGCUGUUGCCAUUUGCUCAAUUCUCGGGCGAGCGUAAUGAUGCCUUCUUUGCAGCAACGACCCUCGGUUAGUUGCCAUAUACGUUGCGGACAACGCUUAGCACCUCCUUUGGUACUUAUGCAGAGGCCAACUGUACUACGACUUUAAAUGAGAGAGUGCCUUAUGGAACCUGACAGAUGAAUCUCCCAGCACUUGUGAAUCAUUCAUCAAAGCUGGUGGCCUUCUCCUGUUCAUAAAAAUCUUGAACAAACCGGAUUGCGAUAGUACAGUAAAGACGAAAAUCCUCGGCCUCGUGAAUAACAUCGCCGAGGUCAGUCCGUUACGGCGCAACCUCAUGGACAAGAGUCUCAUUGAUCGACUGAGGGAAUUGAUGAAGACGGAUCUCAUAGAAGUGAGUUAUUUUGCAGCCGGCGUUUUAGCGCAUAUGACGACGGACGGAGAAGAGCCUUGGUCGGUUGAUGGCGUUGCGCAUACGGACGUCCUUAAAGAUUUGGUGAGUGGCUUAGAUGAAAUAUUCGAGGAAAUUGUCGGUGAAUGGGCAAUGCCGGAUGCAGAAAUGGUGGCAUAUCGAACUUUUCAGCCGUUUUUCCCGCUAUUGCGAACCACGUCACCUCAUGCUGUUCAACUUUGGGCCUUGUGGGCCAUGUUGCACGUUUGCAAAUGGAAUCCCACAAAAUACUGUCCUAUGAUGGUUCGUGAGCGAGGUGACAACGCCGUUCGAACUCUAGCCUUGGCGCCGGAAACUGAAGAACAUCCGAUGGUGAAGUCCUUCUCGGUGAACAUCUUGGCGCUGCUUGCCGAACAAGGUCUGGAACCUGGCACAACCAAGUACUACUUCAUGUCACAGGAGAAGCCGUGCAGUAUGGAAUGGCAUGCAUGUUACGGAGGUUAUCCAUGGGAGUCUCGGAGCUAGGGUAAUAGGAUUCCUUCGAUCUGGACAGUGUUGGCUAUACCGGUGGCGUUAAUCGCGCUUCUUCGUUGUAUUUUGUUCGCCAAUUUAUUCAAUUUCCUGUUAACGCGUAGGAAUGAACUAAGUUUCCUGCACCGAGGUGUUCGCGAAUGGAACUUGUGAUAUUGAUUUCGAGAGAGUUCAUUUUUACGAAAGCUUGAGAAUAGAAGCGAUGUAUGCGGGAAUUUUACUUGGAUGUAACGUACUGUAUUUCGCUAUAUGCCUGGUCGCGAGAGCCAAAUAGUUGAGGAUAACGUUACAAAUUGAGGUUUGGAUUGCGGAAAAUUUUCUUUUUUACCGGCUUGAACAAUAUUUGAGAACAUUAAUUCUGGUGUGAAUACUGAAAGUUUUUUUUUUCAAGCAUACACUAUCGCCGUCUCUUAACGUAAAGAUGUUGCUUAUCGUGUACGGUAUUUCAAUUGGUGACGCAGAUCUAUUCCGAACCUGGUGUACGUGUUACCCCGUGUCAUAGCUAAGGUUGUUAACAAACAUAACACGCUUUCGAAGGAUGGGUUUCAUGUCUCUUCGGACCUUUCAUUUGCUCUACUGUAGGUUGGUCUUGUGUCAUUUGAUGUUGGUUUUUUUCUUUUAUCUUUUUUUCAAAAGGCACAAAAUCGUUACGGGGUUCCGAAAGUUUUUUACAGUAUCGCUGGAAAGAAAUGUUUCGUCGCUGCGAAUAUUUUACCAGCUCUCGUGGAUGAUUGAAAUUUCAUCUAAGCUUUCUUUCUUUUAUGGUCCGAGCUCCUUUUUUUCUGUUUGAAAGCUAUGCAAGUUUUUGGGAACGUGGAAAGUGUUCAAUUUUUUUUUUUAAUUGAGGGGAUGGUCAUACGAGUGGAUGUUCGGGUAUCUGGGGGAAUGGUACGAAUUGCUCCCCGAAGAUUCGAUUAAUUAACUUGUUGAUUUGGCUGUGAUGUGGAAAAGGUUUUUUCCACUUUUUUUCGGUUCGUCGGUCGUAACCUGUGGAGCAAGAGAGCGAGAGAGAGAAAAUUAUGUUCUCGAUUCGGAUUUUGAAUUUUUUUUUUAGGAUUGUGGGUGACACAUUUUUGAGUGAUGUUUCCUUUUGAUUUGUUGCGUAAAGAAUAGAGACUUUAUCGGAAUAAACCGAAGACACUA
Messenger RNA from Notodromas monacha, 2076 nucleotides. The record is from the annotation of a GenBank genome assembly. NCBI's taxonomy places the organism in Eukaryota, Metazoa, Arthropoda, Ostracoda, Podocopida, Cyprididae.